UGUCAAUGCAGGAGUAUUGCAGUUCACAACAGAUAAUUCUGAAAAGUUGCCAGAGAUAAAAUGUUUGAGCUCAUUAAAGCAAUCCAAUAGAAAAUUACCCUCUAUUUUGUAAGAUCAUAUGUUAGUAACAAAUAACGUCUAUAUCUAUACAUUUCCUACUUUAGAUGCUUUCUUGUGUUUUUAAUGUGAUGCUGUGGUGGUGUCAAGGCCCAGUAAGUAUAGUAAUAAUCAUUACAAAUUGAUUACAACACUGAGCAAGAGAUAGCACAUUCACUGUUGUACCAAUCAUAGCCUUAUGUGUGUCACCACUAAGUAGACAAAAAUCAUUAAGCAUGAAAGCCAAAGGUGGUCAUAUACAUAGUAACUCCGAGACUUGAAAUGUUUCAUCUUGAUUUUUAUGGUUUCACUUCUGAAAUUUAAAAGUGACCGUGCCGAAUAAAAUCUCAAUGUUUCUUCAAUCAAGAAACCUGCCCAGGAUUUUUGAUCCUAGACUAGUUCCACUUAACCUGGGCCAAAGAGAACAGGUAACCCGGUCCGUUUGUUAUCCUGUCCCCUGAGUUCUUUGCAGGAUGCGCUGGAACUCAGCAGGUGUAGACCUGCCCUCUAGUGGAUCUGGGUGCGCGACGACUUAGGUUCAACGUCUGCUGUGUCGGGCUUGACAAGGAUUAUUAAACUCAAUCGUCCAUCAAAAGUGACCUGUUGGGGGUCUGGAUUAGGUGCUGAGCAAGUGAAAAGUUCAAGUGGCAAAAGAGAACCUGCGGCUGAAGGUAAUGCCCGUUCUUCAGCUUCCAUCUGGGGACACGAGGCUUUCAAUUGUUCCAGCCUCUCGGGUUGCACACUUGAACGGAUGCGAAGCCCUCCCCUGAGCUCUCGGAGCUCUUGGCUCUUUGCACGCGGGCGCUGAGGCAAACCCCCAUCGUGAUGGAACUUUGGGAAGUGGCCCCGCGGGGCCCCGCCCCGCGGUCAGCGCAGAGCAGCCGUGACUGGCUUGCAAGUGAAGCCGCGGGGUCCCCGCGUCGCCUGCCCAGAUUGUGACGGCCGCCCAGGGGGAGCGGCUUCCCACCGCAUCGUCGGGGCGCUCAGACACCUCGGGGGCCCAGAACAUGGCUGCGCCUGCCCGCUCGGUCCGGGCCAGCGGCUGCUUCCUGAGGGCGCGCGGCCGGCGCGGGAGAGCUGGCAGCUCUCCCACGCUUGCGCCCGGCGGGUGGGUAGAAACGCCGGUCACGUCUCCGGGGUGGCCAAGGGGCCUCCGUAGGGCAGGUGGGGCCGGGGCCAGCGCCCCCAGCCAGAGCACCUCGGGCGGACGCUCAGGCUCCGCUCAUUUCCGCCGUCCGUGCCCGGGCGUGCAUGUGCGCCUGCGCGCGCGCCCCUCGCGGCGGAAGUGGUGGCGACAAAGCUCGGUCCGCCUGGGCCCGGGAGUGCGGGGCGGGCCCAGGGUGCGGGGCGCGCCGGGGCGGCGGGCGGUGGGGAGGGCGGAGCCCAGGAGGCGGAGGCGGGAGCAGACCAGCACAGCCGCACCGAGCCACCCGAGACCAGUCCCCUCACCUGCUGCCCUUCCCGCCCCACCCGCCCUCCCGGUUGCCGCCCCCACGCCGGGAGAGGCGCCCGUCUGGCGCCGCCGCUCGGCGAGCCGCUCCCGCGAGCCCGCGGGUUGCACGUUUUCAAAAAAUUCCUAAUGCUGAAAAUGAGACAAUGAUUCCUGUAUUGACAUCAAAAAAAGCAAGUGAAUUACCAGUCACUGAAGUUGCAAGCAUUCUCCAAGCUGAUCUUCAGAACGGUCUAAACAAAUGUGAAGUAAGUCAUCGGAGAGCCUUCCAUGGCUGGAAUGAAUUUGAUAUCAGUGAAGAUGAGCCACUAUGGAAGAAGUAUAUUUCUCAGUUUAAAAAUCCCCUUAUUAUGCUGCUUCUGGCUUCUGCAGUCAUCAGUGUUUUAAUGCAUCAGUUUGAUGAUGCUGUCAGUAUCACUGUGGCAAUACUUAUCGUCGUUACAGUCGCCUUUGUUCAGGAAUAUCGUUCAGAAAAAUCUCUUGAAGAACUGAGUAAACUUAUGCCACCAGAAUGCCAUUGUGUGCGUGAAGGAAAAUUGGAACAUACACUUGCACGAGACUUGGUUCCAGGUGAUACAGUUUGCCUUUCUGUUGGGGACAGAGUUCCUGCUGACUUGCGCUUGUUUGAGGCUGUGGAUCUUUCCAUUGAUGAGUCCAGCUUGACAGGAGAGACAACACCUUGUUCUAAGGUGACAGCUCCUCAGCCGGCUGCCACUAAUGGAGAUCUUGCAUCAAGAAGUAACAUUGCCUUCAUGGGAACACUGGUCAGAUGUGGCAAAGCAAAGGGUAUUGUCAUUGGAACAGGAGAAAAUUCUGAAUUUGGAGAGGUUUUUAAAAUGAUGCAAGCAGAGGAAGCACCAAAAACCCCUCUGCAGAAGAGUAUGGACCUCUUAGGAAAACAACUUUCCUUUUACUCCUUUGGUAUAAUAGGUAUCAUCAUGUUGGUUGGCUGGUUACUAGGAAAAGAUAUCCUGGAAAUGUUUACUAUUAGUGUAAGUUUGGCUGUAGCAGCAAUUCCUGAAGGUCUUCCCAUUGUGGUCACAGUGACUCUAGCCCUUGGUGUUAUGAGAAUGGUGAAGAAAAGGGCCAUUGUGAAAAAGCUACCUAUUGUUGAAACUCUGGGGUGCUGUAAUGUGAUUUGUUCAGAUAAAACUGGAACCCUGACGAAGAAUGAAAUGACUGUUACCCACGUAUUUACUUCGGAUGGCCUGCGUGCUGAGGUUACUGGAGUUGGCUACAAUCCAUUUGGGGAAGUGAUUGUUGAUGGUGAUGUUGUUCAUGGAUUCUAUAACCCAUCUGUUAGCAGAAUUGUCGAGGCGGGCUGUGUGUGCAAUGAUGCUGUAAUUAGAAACAACGCUCUAAUGGGGAAACCAACAGAAGGAGCCUUAAUUGCUCUUGCAAUGAAGAUGGGUCUUGAUGGACUUCAACAGGAUUAUAUCAGAAAAGCUGAAUACCCUUUUAGCUCUGAGCAGAAGUGGAUGGCUGUUAAGUGUGUGCACCGAACACAGCAGGACAGACCAGAGAUUUGUUUUAUGAAGGGUGCUUAUGAACAGGUGAUUAAGUAUUGUACUACAUAUCACAGCAAAGGGCAGACCUUGACACUCACCCAGCAGCAGAGAGAUCUGUACCAACAAGAGAAGGCCCAGAUGGGCUCUGCAGGGCUCAGAGUUCUUGCUUUGGCUUCUGGUCCUGAAUUGGGACAACUGACGUUCCUUGGCCUGGUGGGAAUCAUUGAUCCUCCUAGAACUGGUGUGAAAGAAGCAGUUACAACACUCAUUGCCUCGGGAGUGUCAAUAAAAAUGAUUACUGGAGACUCACAGGAGACUGCAAUUGCAAUCGCUAGUCGUCUGGGAUUAUAUUCCAAAACUUCCCAGUCAGUCUCAGGAGAAGAAAUAGAUGCAAUGGAUGUCCAGCAGCUUUCACAGAUGGUGCCAAAGGUUGCGGUAUUUUACAGAGCUAGUCCAAGGCACAAGAUGAAAAUUAUUAAGUCUCUGCAGAAGAACGGGUCGGUUGUGGCCAUGACAGGAGAUGGAGUAAAUGAUGCAGUCGCUCUGAAGGCUGCAGACAUUGGAGUUGCAAUGGGUCAGACUGGCACAGAUGUUUGCAAAGAGGCAGCAGACAUGAUCCUGGUGGAUGAUGAUUUCCAAACCAUCAUGUCUGCAAUUGAGGAGGGUAAAGGGAUUUAUAAUAACAUUAAAAAUUUUGUUAGAUUCCAGCUGAGCACGAGUAUAGCAGCGUUAACUUUAAUCUCACUGGCUACAUUAAUGAACUUUCCCAAUCCUCUCAAUGCCAUGCAGAUUUUGUGGAUCAAUAUUAUUAUGGAUGGACCUCCAGCUCAGAGCCUUGGAGUAGAACCAGUGGAUAAAGAUGUCAUUCGUAAACCUCCACGCAACUGGAAGGACAGCAUUUUGACCAAAAACCUGAUACUUAAAAUACUUGUUUCCUCAAUAAUCAUUGUUUGUGGGACUUUGUUUGUCUUCUGGCGGGAGCUGCGAGACAAUGUGAUAACACCUCGGGAUACAACAAUGACCUUCACAUGCUUUGUGUUUUUUGACAUGUUCAAUGCGCUAAGUUCCAGAUCCCAGACCAAAUCUGUGUUUGAGAUUGGACUCUGCAGUAAUAAAAUGUUUUGCUACGCAGUUCUUGGAUCCAUCAUGGGACAGUUAUUAGUUAUUUACUUUCCUCCACUUCAGAAAGUUUUUCAGACCGAGAGCCUAAGUAUACUGGAUUUGCUGUUUCUUCUGGGUCUCACCUCGUCAGUGUGCAUAGUGUCAGAAAUUAUCAAGAAGGUUGAAAGGAGCAGGGAGAAGAUCCAGAAGCCUGUUAGCUCGACAUCGUCGUCUUUUCUUGAAGUAUGAUGCAUAUUGCAUUCUUUUAUUUGCAAACUAGGAAUUGCAGUCUGAGGAUCAUUUAGAAGGGCAAGUUCAAGAGGAUAAUGAAGAUUUGAGAACUUUUGAACUUUUUAUUGACUAAAAAUGAGUGUUGAAGACUUGAUUUGAGACUUUAACCUGCUGACAGUCCCAAAUGAAAUUAUGCAACUUUGAUAACAUAUUCCUUGAUUGAAAUUGGCUUUUGCGAUUGAGUGGAACUUCGUAAAGUGUAUGGGCAGUUAUUUAAUUUAAAAAACAAGCAAAACCUGAACCACCUUCUGCACUUAAAGAGGUCUAACAGUUCAAAUAUACAGUCUAUCCUAGAUAAAUAUGAUUUUUUUUUAAUUUUUAAAUAUUGUACUAUUUAUGGUGGUGGGGCUUUCUUACUAAUACACAAAUAAAUUUAAUCAUUUCAAAGGCAUUCUGUUUGGUUUAGAAGUUGAUUCCCAGGAGUGCCAUAUUUCAGCUACUGUAUUUCCUUUUCCUGCAGUGUAAGCAGCUCAGCUACCUUGUGUUACCAUUUUUGUAUCUCAAGUUUUUUGCACAGGAUGUGACCACUGUCAGAUCACUGUUCUUUUCUUUCUUUUUGUGAUUGAAAAGCCUAUACUGCAAUUUGAAGUAAAUGUUUGCUUUUCUUAGUAAGUGUAAAUGGUUGCCUUUUUCUUCUUCUUUUGUUUUUUGGUAUGAGUCUUUGGUCUAGCACAAUUAAUACAGGGCUGUGGAGUGGCAUUCUAGGUAGGGUAGCCAUGUCUGUAAUUAACACUUAGUCAUGGAGUCAAAAAAAUUUAAGACUGGUUGGGCUGAUAUUUAUAGCAGAUUAUGUUAAUGUGUUAUGCCUUCUUUUAGAGUUAAAUAUCAAUACAUACUUUGUCAAGUAUCACCUUGACAAAGUCAUCUCCUAAAUAUAAAUCUAAGUACCUCACCUGAAUAUCUGAAUUUUAUUACUUCUUAAUGUCUUUUUAUGUGUACUUUAAAAAAAUCUUUCUUAUGAAGUAUAGAGUGGUAAACUUAAAGAAUAAAAAAGCCCCAAACCUAAACAGAUGGUUUAUGAAGCAGAGUAUAAGUGGAAGAUUCUGUGCUGGCCUUUACUCUUCGUGUAUCUGCAGCUUUGGGGCCUAGGUUGCAGCACAGCCCAGAGCCUGCCCCUCUCCUGCUUCCACCAUUGUCCUCUGCCUUGUUCUGCUUCACUGGGCGUGCUAGAGAAAUAGAUAGAUUUUCUCCUGGAAUGCCAUCAGUUUUUGUAAUAGCUGGAUGAGGUAUAGGUAAUUUGUUUUGAGUGUGUGGCAAAUUUGGGCCAGAAAUUCAAAAUUAGAAAUACAUUUUCCUGUUGAAUAUUUCUCUCUGAAACAGAAACGGGUCUCAAAUUCUUACAUGUUUAAUUCUUCCUGAAGUCACUGAAUUUUGCAUUUUAUAAUUAUUCUUAAUUUUUUAAACUGUGAGGAUAAAUCGCUCUCUAGUUUUUAUCAGCAAUAUUAAACUGCACUGUUAGCACUGCAGUACUGUUGUGAACGAUAGGAAAGAUACCUAUUCUUUGAGUCUUGUUACUGAAACAGUUUAAUAUAAGGACCUGAGAUAUCUGCAGUGUAUUCUGCUUUACUCUUUAAGGCUAGUCAAAUGUACAUGGAAACCAUUGUCUAAUCAACUUUAUCUUUAAUGAUGGUGAUGUAUCAUAUCUAAGUUUUGUAAUGAGUUUUCUUCUCUGUUACAAGGACUUGAAAUAUGAAGUGCACGUCAAUCUUUUGCUUUGCAUUUUACGUUCAGAGUAUGACUCAUAUGAAAUAAAUGUGCCUAUCUUAUUGUUCAGAUUUUAAA
Molecule: messenger RNA, 6228 nt
Organism: Balaenoptera musculus (blue whale)
Lineage: Eukaryota; Metazoa; Chordata; Mammalia; Artiodactyla; Balaenopteridae
Gene: ATP2C1
Product: ATPase secretory pathway Ca2+ transporting 1
Exons: 27
Coding region: 1348-4404 (1018 amino acids)
Biological process (GO): manganese ion transport; calcium ion transmembrane transport; intracellular calcium ion homeostasis
Cellular component (GO): endoplasmic reticulum; plasma membrane; Golgi membrane
Molecular function (GO): ATP binding; ATP hydrolysis activity; P-type calcium transporter activity
Source: RefSeq, a predicted model, not a curated record